AUGGCAGAGGAGUUGAAGGUCCAGGGCUUCUGUCUGGUGUCCAGCUCAGUGUACCACACACCCUGCACCCGCAUGCUCCCCACAGGGCACGUUGUGUCUCGAGGCAACAUCCAGGCCUGCAGCACCCCAGCUUUCCGGGGGCUCUGGGAGGAGAAGCUCCCAAAGAGCCGCAGUUCCUGUCGCUCCUUGGGGACCAGCCCUUUCCUACCCUCUGGCUCAUUCAAGAAGUAUUUUUGUUUCUCCUCCCCUUGCCUGAGCAAGUCAGAGACGACCCUGCGCCAGUCCCAGCCAUGGUCCCCGUGUCAGCACCUGCCCGCUGAGCCGGCCCAGAUGCUGCAGGAAUGCGGCUCUGCCACCACCCGAUACUGCAGGAAUGUGAAUGCCAGGCGGCCAGCUGCCUGCCGUGACCCUGGGGAGUUGGUGAUGGAGGGGUCUGGGGGAGCCCCGAGGUUCCUGGCCUAUCCACGUGCCUUCACAGUCCAAAGUGGCACCAAUGUGAUCCUGAGCUGCCAGAUCAUAGGUGAUCCCCAGCCAUGCAUCCUCUGGGAAAAGGACAAGAAUACCAUCGAGCCCUCAGGCCGUUUCCAUAUGGAGUCCAAAGGAGACCUGUACAGCCUGCUAGUGUCCUGUGCCACCCCCAAGGACAGUGGACUCUACGUCUGCAGGGCCAAGAACAGUGUUGGUGAGACUUAUGCUGCCACUGUGCUCAAGGUAGAGCCAGCAGAGCACCGAGAGGAGGAAGGAUGCUCAGGCAGUGUGGCACCUGCCUUCCUCAUUGCCCCCUCAUCCAUGCGAGUGUGCCGGGGGGAGGACGUGAUGUUCACCUGCAGGGUGUCCGGGCAGCCCUGCCCGGUACUGGAGUGGGAGAAGGACGGGCACAAGCUCUCCGACCUCUUUGAGAGCAGCCACUUUGCAGUGGGGCACAAACCAGAAGACUGGCACUUCCUGAAGUUGUUCAGUGCCCGGCCCCAGGAUGGUGGAGUGUAUGUCUGCCGGGCUCGCAGUGGCUCCCAGGAGGCUCUGGCUGCUGCCGUGCUCCUGGUCGAACCCCAAGCACUGCUGGACGGGUUCCCCAAUGGCUCCCCUGCCAAUGGUCCCGGGGUAUUGGCAGAGAGGCAGCGGUGGCGGCGGCAUGGAGUGGGACGGCGAGUGGGACCAGAGACCUGUGUGCCCAAUGGCGUAGUGCCAACCAGGCUGAUGGGGGCCAAGGCAUUUGCUGUGAAUGCAGGGAAGCACGCCAAGUUUCGCUGUUAUGUUACUGGCAAGCCCAAACCAGAGAUUAUCUGGCAGAAAGAUGGUGAGCCCCUCGCCCCUGGCCGUAGGCACCUCAUCUACGAGGACCGGGAGGGCUACUUCAUCCUCAAGGUGCUGUACUGCAAACCCCAGGACCAGGGACUGUACGUGUGCACCGCUUCCAACACUGCUGGCCAGACCCUCAGUGCAGUGCAGCUCCAGGUGAAAGAGCACCGGCUGCGGUUCCAGGUGCAGCUGGCAGACGUGGAAGUAGCAGAGCGGGAGGAUGCAGUGUUGGAGUGCCAGGUGCCAUUGGAGACCAUUCCCACUUCCUGGUACCUGGAGGACAGGGAGCUGCAGCCCAGUCACAAGUACGUGAUGGAGGAGCAAGGGGUGGUGCGGCGCCUGACCAUCCGCGAUGCCUGCAUCGAUGACGAUGGCAUCUACCUCUGCCAGAUGAAGGACAAAGGGCGCAGCAUCGCCGAAGUCUCUGUCCGAGGGGUGAUUGUGAAGCGGCUGCCACGGAAGCUGGAUGUGAUGGAGGGGGAGAAUGCAGUUUUCUGUGUGGAGACACGGGAUGUGGUAGAGGGAAGCUGCUGGAGCCGGGAUGGGCUACAGCUACAGGAGUCACCUCGUACUGUGCUUAAGAGCUUCAGCAGGACACACCUCCUGGUGCUGGUGCACGUCACCCGCCAGGACGCAGGCAUCAUCUCCUUCACUGUCGGGGAGUCGCAGACAUCCUCCCAGCUCCGAGUCAAGUGUGUGAAGCACGAUCCUCCGAGUGCGCCAGUGGCAGCUGAGAUGAGCGUGGUGGAGAGCAACACGGCUCUGCUGACUUGGUGUCCUGCACCUGACUCCCACCUCCGCCCCGCCAGCCACUACCUGCUGGAGCAUCGGGAGGCAGCAGGAGGGGAGUGGGUGCAAUGCCUUGCCACUGACCUGCCCAGCUGCGUGCGGGUGCUGGGUGACAGUGUGCCUCGCGAGGCUGACUACUGCUUCCGCGUCACUGCUGCCAACAAGCAUGGCAGGAGCAGCCCUGUGGAGUUCCCUGGAUCUGUGCAUCUUGCCCCAGCAGCUCGUCUGGAGAGGGGUCUGCAGGACACAUGGGUGAGGGAUGGUGAGGAUGUGCAGUUCUCCCUGGAGCUGUCAGCCGUGGUGCAUGGAUCCUGGUUCCUCAAUGGUGCCAGGCUGGGUGAGGAGGAGGAUGCAGGCAGCCGGUGCAGUGUACAGCGCCGUGGGAUGGAGCACUCGCUGUUGAUCCGGGGAGCACGACUGGUUGACAGUGGGGCCCAAGUCACCUUCGUGUCUGGUGGUGUGCGGGACUCAGCUAUCCUGCAUGUGCAAGCCCCACAGGUCUGCAUUGCCCCAGUAUCCGAGGCUGAACGGCUCCGGAAAGUGCCAGCAGGGAUGCCUGUGCUGCUGGAAUGCCAGGUGUCCACCCCGGAUGCCCCUGUCUGCUGGUUGAAGGAUGGCAAGGCCGUGCCCCUGGAUGACAUUAUCGCAGUGCAGGCAGAAGGCUGCGUGCGGAGGCUGCUCCUCCGCUCUGCGUGUCCCUCAGACACGGGUGUGUACACCUGUGACGCUGCGGAUGAUGCCGUGAGCUUUGUGGUGACCGUGACCGAGGAGCCGGUGAGGAUCAUCAGCUCCAACGAGGAAGCCUCCCACACCUACGUGGCCAGGCAGCGUGUGGAAUUGUGGUGCCAGCUAUCCCGCCCAGCAGCCCCAGUGCGCUGGUACAAGGAUGGAGAGGAGGUGGAGGUGGGAGAGAGCCUGGUGCUUGAACAGGAGGGGUCAUGGUGCAAGUUGGUGCUGCCCUGCUGUCAGACACAGGACACAGGGGAGUUCGUCUGUGAUGCUGGUGGGGACUCUGCCUUCUACACCAUCACUGUGGCAGAGGAGCCAGUGAGGAUUGUCAGCUCCAAUGAGGGGGCCUCCCACGCCUAUGUGGCCGGACAGCGCGUGGAGCUGUGGUGCCAGCUGUCACGCCCAGCAGCCUCAGUGUGCUGGUACAAGGACGGGGAAGAGGUGGAGGCAGGUGAGAGCCUGGUGCUGGAGCAGGAGGGGCUGCAGUGCCGGCUGGUGCUGCCCUGCGCCCGGCCACAGGACACAGGGGAAUUCGUCUGCGAUGCUGGUGGGGACUCUGUCUUCUACACAGUCACCGUGGCAGCAGAGGUACCAGUGAGGAUUGUCAAUUCCAACAAGGAGGCCCCUCACUCCUAUGUGGUUGGGCAGCGCGUGGAGCUGUGGUGCCAGCUGUCCUGCCCAGUGUCCCCAGUGUGCUGGUACAAGGAUGGUGAAGAAGUGGAGGUGGGCGAGACCCUGGUGUUGGAGCAGGAAGGCCUGCAGUACCGGCUGGUGCUGCCCAGUGCCCAGAUGCAGGACACAGGGGAGUUUGUCUGCAAUGCCAGAGAUGCAUCUGUCUCCUACUCCAUCUUGGUGGCAGAGCCACCAGUGAGAAUCCUGCAGCCUCCACAGCGUUCACUAGAGCUGCUGGUUCAGGCACCAGGGUGUGUGGAACUGCGGUGCAAGCUCUCUGUACUGGAUGCUCCGGUGCAUUGGUUCAAGGAUGGGUUGGAGGUGGAUGAGACUGACAACCUGCUGCUGCUAGUGGAGGGGGCCUGGCGCUGCCUCUUCAUCCCCAAGAGCAGUGCAGAGGAUGCAGGCGAGUACAUCUGCGAGACCAAAGAUGAGGCCAUCUCCUUCGAUGUCAAGGUGUCAGAGCCUCCGGUGAGGAUCCUGCAGCCCUGCAGACCUGUCCCUGUCAUGACGGUGUCCCCGGGGGAGACGGUGACACUGUGCUGUGAGCUGUCCCGUGCAGAUGCACCCGUGUGCUGGGCAAAGGAAGGUGUCAGGCUUGAGGCUGGGGGCAGCCUGGUCCUGGAAGAGGAGGGUGCCCAUCGCCGGCUGCUCAUCCCCGCUGCCCAAGCUGAGCACUCUGGAAAAUACACUUGUGGCACCACCAACGACACAGUGACUUUCACCAUCCAAGUGUUGGAUCCGCUGGUCAGGAUCCUGGAGAAGGAUGUCCUGCCGACCCACCGGCGUUGCCAGGCCAUGGAGGACCUGGUGUUGGAGGUGCACCUCUCACAUACCCAUGGGGAGGUGAAGUGGUACAAAGAUGGGGAGAAGUUGCAGGACACGGGGCGUGUACAGCUCGAGGAGGACGGGGUGCGCCGAUCCCUCGUGAUCCUGGGCACCACGGGCAAGGAUGCUGGGGAGUAUCUUUGUGACACGGGUGAUGACAGUAUCAUCUUCUUCAUCACUGUGGAAGUCCCAGAGCCACCGGUGACCAUCAUGGGCAGCACAGGCACCGUGGUACAUCGCUCUCUGGUGGCUGGGGAAGACCUGGUGCUGGCUUGUGAGCUCUCACGGCCGGACGCCAUUGUGCGCUGGCUCCGGAAUGGCCAGGAGGUGCAUCCGGGUGAACGGGUGCACGUUGAGGCCCGUGGGGUGCUGCGACAGCUCACCAUUAAUGGGGCACAGCCCAGCGAUGCAGGGUGUUACAUCUGUGAUGCUGCCAGCGACCGCAUGGUGACAAAUGUGGAGGUGUCAGCCCAGCCUGUGUGCAUUGUCAACAAGGAGGAGGCACAGAGCCCGCUUGAGGUGCAGGAGGGAGACAGUGUGACACUGGUGGCUCGGCUGUCCCCGGAGACAGCGGCAGUGCAGUGGCAGAAGGAUGGACAGACGCUAUGCUCAGGCGGGCGGCUGCUGGUGUGCAGCGAGGGUCCCACACGCAGCCUCACCAUCAAGCAAGCAGAGCUGGGUGAUGGCGGCAUCUUCCUCUGCGACGCCGGCGAAGAUGAGGUGCAUUUCACACUACAUGUGAAAGAGGCACCCGUGCUGUUCGUGAACAAACGAGAGGAGCAGGAGAAGCUGCUGGUGCUGGAGGGCGGCAGUGCCGUGCUUUCUGCCAUCACCUCCACAGAGCGAUCGGAUGUCACCUGGGUUGGCCCGCAGCAGGCGGCAGUGGCCGGCGAGCGCUGCGAGCUUCGUCGGGACGGCCGCGUGCACAGCCUCAUCAUCCACAAUGUGGCCAUGGAGGACGCUGGCACCUACACCUGCCUCUCACCCCACGACCAGAUGCAGUUCGAUGUGAACGUCCGAGAGCUGCGGGUGAAGUUCCUGCGCGGGCUGUCGGACGUGCGAGCGCGGCAGGGUGAGCGGGUGGUGCUGUGGUGCGAGCUUUGCAAGGCGCGGGGCGACGUGGUGUGGCGGAAGGACGGGCGGGUGCUGGCGCCUGGUCCCCGCCGGCAGAUGACGGCAGAGGGACGGGAGCGGUCGCUGGUGCUCAGCCGCGUGGAGCCCGAGGAUGCCGGCGAGUACUGCUGCGAGUCCAACGACGACCAGACCCUGGCAACGCUGACGGUGCAGGUCCCCAGGGUGGUGGAGAUCAUCAUGGAGCUGCAGAACCUGAUGGUGCUGGAGGGGGAGGAUGCCACCUUCAAGUGCCUGGUGUCCCCCGAAGAUGUGGCUGUGACAUGGCAGCUGAAUGGCCAGCCCGUGGUCCCUAGUGAGCGUCUGCUGGUGGCAAGGAGUGGGCUGUGCCACAGCCUCACCCUCCAACAGUGCCAGACAGGUGAUGCAGGCACUGUGACAGCCAAUGCUGAGGGCCUGGUGAGCACAGCCCGGCUGAGUGUACAAGAGGCACAGGUGCUGUUCGUGCGGAAGCUGCAGGAUGUAGUGGCAGAGGAGCAGGGGGAUGUGCACCUGGAGGUGGAGGUGAGCCACGAGGCUGCCGAGGUGCAGUGGCUGAAGCAGGGCAUCCUCCUUCAGCCGAGCAGCAAGUACCUGCUGCGGGAGUCAGGGUGCCGGCGCACCCUCACCAUCUGCUGCCUUGGCCCUGCUGACCGUGGCACCUACCGCUGUGAGAGCCUGCACGACCGCACGCAGGCCAAGCUCCACGUGGAACCCCGGAAGGUGUCAAUCCGGACACCACUGAUGGAUGUGGAAACCUUUGAGAAGGAGACAGCCACCUUUCACCUGGAACUGUCUCACCCUGGCGUGACUGGGGUCUGGACACGGGACGGCAUCCGGGUGAAGCCCAGCAGUACGUGCCGGAUCAGUGCUACAGGCUGCGGGCACAGCCUGACACUGGAGAGGCUUGCACUGGAAGACUCAGGCACUGUCACCUUCACUGCUGACACUCUGCGCUGCAGCGCCCACCUGCGUGUGCGGGAGCCUCCAGUCACUAUGGUGAGGGUCCCACGAGAUCUGGGGGUCCCAGAGACAGGGGUCGCCAGCUUCGAGUGUGAGCUGUCUCGCCCAAAUGCAGAGGUGAAGUGGUUCAAGGAUGGACAGGAGCUGCGGCCAGGGCCCAACUGCCGCAUCUACUCAGCGGGACGGCGCCGCAUCCUGCAGCUGAGCCACUGUGAACUGACUGAUGCUGGCAGCUACACUUGCGAUGCAGGCGACUGCCGGGCCUCUGCCAUACUGCAUGUCCAGGAGCGCCAGGUCCACAUUGUGCAGGAGCUGCAGGAUGUCCAGGUGCGGGAGGGUGACAACGCAGUCCUCACCUGCGAGGUGUCACAUGGGGACGUGAAGGGCGAGUGGUUUCGGGACGGGGAGAAAAUCAAGGUCUCCAGCACAGUGAAGAUACGGCAAGAAGGGACCCGGCACUUCCUGCUGUUCUGUGGUGUGCGCCCUGAGGACAAGGGACUCAUCCGCUUCACAGCCAGGACAGUCAUCUCAGAGGCCAGUCUGCAGGUGGAAGCACUGCCAAUCCGGAUUGUGAAGCCAUUGCGGGACAAGACGGUGCUGGCGAGGCACAAGGCGACACUGGAGUGCACCGUGUCCCACGCCCGGGGGCGGGUGCGCUGGCUCCGUGGGGACACUGAGAUCUUUGCUGGUGACAAGUAUGAGAUCUGCAAUCUGGACUGCUACCGCACACUCAUCAUUCACCGUGUAGGCCCUGAGGACGAGGACUCGUACACCUGUGACGCCUUUGACGACCGCUCCACUGCCCGGCUCCUUGUGGAGGGGAGCUAG
Cinclus cinclus is the source of this 7218-nucleotide messenger RNA. RefSeq names its product obscurin like cytoskeletal adaptor 1 (gene OBSL1). Lineage: Eukaryota; Metazoa; Chordata; Aves; Passeriformes; Cinclidae. Bases 1 to 7218 code for a protein of 2405 amino acids. The record is from RefSeq and is a predicted model, not a curated record. Gene Ontology annotation, molecular function: protein binding. The transcript is spliced from 29 exons.